CCUGGCCGGCGUGCACGCGCGGGUGAUGCGCUAGCCAUGAUCUCGCAGAAGCUGUCGUACGGCGACGUGCCGACGUCCGCGUCGCUGUCCUCGCUGUCGCCCGGUCUCGCGCCCCCCUACGUGAACGGCAUGGGGUGCAUGCCGACGCAGCCCUACCCGAACCUGUACACCAACAACAUGGUCGCCGGCGGCUCCUGCAUGGGCUCCGCCGGCGUCGGCUACUCGCCGCCCAGCACGAUGGCCUCCUGCAUGGGCGGCGGCGGCGCGGUGCCCUACGGUGCCCUGCCGCGCGAGCAGGAGGCCGCGUCCCCGACCUCGGCCCUGCAGCGCGCGCGCAACGACAAGACCUACCGCCGCUCCUACACGCACGCGAAGCCGCCCUACUCCUACAUAUCGCUCAUCACGAUGGCCAUCCAGAACAACCCGUCGCGGAUGCUCACGCUGUCGGAGAUCUACCAGUUCAUCAUGGACCUGUUCCCGUUCUACCGGCAGAACCAGCAGCGCUGGCAGAACUCGAUUCGGCACUCGUUGUCGUUCAACGACUGCUUCGUGAAGGUGCCGCGGACCCCGGACAAGCCCGGCAAGGGCUCCUUCUGGACGCUGCACCCGGACAGCGGGAACAUGUUCGAGAACGGCUGCUUUCUGCGGCGGCAGAAGAGGUUCAAGGACGAGAAGAAGGAGAACAUCCGCCAGGCGCAGAAGGCGGCGCAGACGCACGGCCACCACGGCUCGCACGACAAGCGCGACCACGCGCAUGACAAGGCGCCAGGUCCGGGCGAGGACAAGGAGAUGCGCGACGAGCUGCUGGCGCAGCUGCACGCGGCGCCCGAGCUGUGCCUGCCCGAGCAUACGCCGCUGGCGCUCGAGCACUACGCGCAGCUCAAGCAGGAGCCGACGGGCUACGCGCCCGCGCCGCACCCCUUCAGCAUCACGCGCCUGCUGCCCGGCGCCGACACCAAGACGGACCUGAAGAUGUACGACGUCAACUACGGGUACGGGCACGCACCGGCUGACAACUACUACCAGUCGUCGCUGUACCACCACCACCACGCGCACGCGCAGGCGCCCUUGUGACAGUAUCCGCUGGCGUAGGCGCCCCGCCGGACCGCCGCGCCCUGGCCGCGCUGAGGUCCCGGGCCACCCGUCAGCUUCCCGGACUCCAAGUGAGCGUGAUCUGUGUUCUUGUGAUACGUAGCCCGCGAGCGCGAGUGUCGCCCGCCGCCGGCGCCGCACCACCUGGGGUUUGUAAAUUUAUGUAAAUAUUUUUCAUGUUUCCGAAGGGGUUUCGUAUUGUGCGCAUUAGUAUGUAGGCGGACGCGCGAGCGGCGUCCCCGGGCGGGCGGCGGCCGCGCCGAUAGGCCUAGCGGCUCCGCGGGCUCACACCGACUAGGACUUCUAGAAGUGUCCUUCGAGAUAGCGCACAUUCGUAUACUAAAUGUGGUUUUGAUUCUGCUAUUUUUUACAAAACACGCGUUCCACACGUUAGCGAAAUUUUGUAGUUCAAAAACAAUGUUAAAAUGUAGGAAAAACGAAAUAGCCAUUAGAUAUCGUUUGCUCUCGGAUCGAUACGGUGCAAAUAGUACCUAAUCGCAGCUAAUGCGGUCGAUAUCGAAGCUUUAUCUGUUUUGAUAAGCGCGUAACGCGCGUUGAAAUCUUUUGUUUAUAUGUAAAUAUCACUCGUAACUGAACGAAUAUUAUACGAUAUUAUAAACUUUAAUAGUGGUGUAAAUAUCAUUUGUACAAUCGUCGGAAAGGGAGUGUAGUUCUUAUGCAUCGAAUAUUUUUGGUGUCGAGAGGCCUAAGUUUUAGUAUACAAGUGUGCGUGUUUGCAAUCAUAUCGACGAACUGUGCAAUGUUGCUCGUGUAACAAAUGUAUAAAUAUAUUAUUAAAUUAAUAGAUAGGGAACAGAAUUAUAGUCGUGUCGAACGUAUACCUAGAUAAGUUUGUAAAUAUAGCUGUUAAGGUGAAAUUAUAUUACUAUCUUCUAAGUAACGGUGUUUGGUGUUUCAUAGGUACCUAUCUACGCUUCUGCACAUUCCAUUCUAAUAUAUAUUUAUAUGCAAGUGUCAAUUUAGCAUUUAAUAUUUAUCAAAAAUCGUUUGGCAUACGUAUGAUAUCAAACAAACAUCGAAUCUUUAACGAGACUAAAAUAUACUCCCGUUGAAGCAAAUAAAAUUCGCGUUUCGCGUUCGGUUUAAUUUUCAUUUUCGACUCAUUUAAAGUUCAAUUUAUUCAUAUUUCUAUUACAAAACAACUUGAGAUGUGUCGUCAGCCUCGAAUAUAGCGAGUCACAGCACCUUGGACGUAAUAAUUAAGUCGGACCUUGGCUCUGUCUUUAUCAUCUCCAAAUACGAUUUACAACAGCCACGCGUGUCUUGUCACGUGCUAUCGAAAUGUAUCUAAAUAGACUUAAUACGAUUCAAAACUAUUCAACGAUAUCAUUAGUCAAUAACAAAAAAUAUCCCCCUUCUGAUAUUAUGGUCCUUCUAAAUAAUAAUAUUUGUUGAUACUUAAUAUGGCUAAAUACGCCGAAUUGUGAAAUAGCUGUUCCUUGAAAUUGUAAUCAAAAUAAUCUAUCGUAAAAUUCAUAUAAUUAUGCAUAACUUACUUUACUAAAUUGGACAAGAAGUU
This is a messenger RNA of Aricia agestis (brown argus), 2632 nucleotides long. RefSeq names its product silk gland factor 1 (gene fkh). The transcript has a single exon. The record is from RefSeq and is a predicted model, not a curated record. Gene Ontology annotation, biological process: regulation of transcription by RNA polymerase II; cell differentiation; anatomical structure morphogenesis. Gene Ontology annotation, molecular function: DNA-binding transcription factor activity, RNA polymerase II-specific; protein domain specific binding; transcription factor binding. The coding region runs from base 37 to 1074 and encodes 345 amino acids. NCBI's taxonomy places the organism in Eukaryota, Metazoa, Arthropoda, Insecta, Lepidoptera, Lycaenidae.